Molecule: messenger RNA, 1602 nt
Organism: Pediculus humanus corporis (human body louse)
Lineage: Eukaryota; Metazoa; Arthropoda; Insecta; Psocodea; Pediculidae
Product: cAMP-dependent protein kinase catalytic subunit, putative
Exons: 9
Coding region: 1-1602 (533 amino acids)
Biological process (GO): protein phosphorylation; regulation of MAPK cascade; intracellular signal transduction
Cellular component (GO): cytoplasm
Molecular function (GO): ATP binding; protein serine/threonine kinase activity
Source: RefSeq, a predicted model, not a curated record
AUGAAAAAAUUAUUUCCGGCCAAAAAGAGAGUUACGACUGAUGGACCCUCAGAAAUUGGUUUACCGGUAAAUGUUAAUCACAUUUACCACGUUACAAGAAACGAAGAAACCGGUCAAUUGGAGGGAUUACCGGUUACAUGGCUCAAGCAACUUAACACACAACUUUCAAAGGCCGAACAGAACGCGAAUCCCGAUGCGGCCAUACAAGCUGUCAAGUAUUAUAAUUAUAGUUUGAUAAAAAAAAAUUUCGAUCCUUUUAAACCUCUCGUCACGGAAAAAGCGAUAGCAGAAGAAUCGAAAGAAAUCGAAAACAUAUUGGGGGCUAAAAAAAUAAAAAAUUACACGAGUGGUAGUUCGGAUACUAGCGAGUCCACGAGCGAGGACACUCCUACGGGAACUCCUACUAGAAUACAAUUAAAAAAUUUAACGGAUUCUGCAUCGCCGUCUCCGUGUUUGACUCCGCGAAACGAUGCAGAUUUUCACGCUCAUAAAAUCCUUCCGUCUCCCGUCAAAGGGCAAAAUCAGAUUUAUCACAAUGUAAAUCAAGAGCUAGCUGAAAAAUUAAAAGAAUUGGCUGCGAUAAGAAAAGCGGAAAUAGAAGAAAAUGAAAAAAAUGACAAAAAUGUCGAUAAUUCGACAGAGUCCGGGAGUCCCAUACUAAGAACGAAGAAAGAAGUGCAUAAUAAAAGGCAUAGAAACGAUGCAGAAGUCCUAGAAGAACUUAGAAAAAUCGUACAUCCCGGUGAUCCCUCGAAAAGGUUCGAAAGAAAACAAGAAUUGGGAGCCGGGGUUUCGGGCACCGUUUUCACUGCUGUCGAUCAUUUGAAAAAGACAAAAGUUGCAGUCAAAGACAUUGAUCUCUCGAAGCAACCGAGGAAGGAAAAUAUAUUGAACGAAAUUAAAAUUCUCAAAGAUUUCCGACAUAAAAAUUUAGUUAAUUUUUUAGAUUCUUACCUUUACGGUGAUCAUUUAUGGGUUGUUAUGGAAUUAUUAGACGGCGGACCUUUGACUGACGUAGUAACGGAAACGAUAAUGAAAAAUGGUCAAAUUGCUGCCGUGUGCAAAGAAGUAUUGAAAGCAAUUAGUUUUUUGCAUUCAAAGGGUAUUAUUCAUAGAGAUAUAAAAUCCGACAACGUUCUCUUAGGUAUGGAUGGAUCCGUUAAAGUAACAGAUUUCGGAUUCUGUGCCAACAUUGUAGAAGAUGAAAAACGACAAACGAUGGUGGGUACGCCAUAUUGGAUGGCUCCCGAGGUAGUCACGAGGAAGCACUAUGGUAAAAAAGUAGAUAUAUGGUCUCUGGGUAUAAUGGCGAUAGAAAUGUUGGAUGGUGAACCGCCAUAUUUGAAAGAAACUCAUCUUCGAGCUUUGUACCUAAUUGCUGCCAACGGUCGGCCGGUCAUAAAUAAAUGGAGUACUUUACCAACUGAUUUUCAGUCAUUUUUAGAUCAAUGUUUGCAAGUUGAUGUGGACAAGAGAGCAACAGCAGACGAAUUACUACAGCAUCCAUUUUUAGAAAAUCCAAUGGAACUAAGAACUUUAACGCCUUUAAUUCGAGCCGCUCAAAGAAUAUUACGUAAAGAUAUAGAUUGGCAACUUUCGUAA